AUGACUCGCCAAAUCCUGCCCGUCCCCAACCCAGUCCCGUCCUACUGGCUCUCUGAAGAGUCUCCGCUCGCUGAUCUGCGCUCGUCAACCCGCUUGCCGGGGAAGUGUGGCGUGGCAGUCAUUGGCGCGGGUUUGGCGGGCGUGUUGACUGCUUACCGUAUACUCCAGAACAGUGGGACGGAGAGCGGUGGCGAGCACCGCGACCCUGAGGCUGGACAGAAGAGCCCGAGCAGUAAUGCAGAUGGGGAACUAACGGAAAAGCUGUCUGAGUGCGCGACGAGCAGGAAUGGCGGUCAUGUCAAGGAGCAGGUCACUACGCUUUUGAACCUGCCUUGCGGCGCGGAGCAGACGGGGAGGAAGAGAGUAGAGCUCCAAGACUACGUCGAGCGCGCCAUGUCUGAUGUAAAACGGGUCGUUGAGGAGGAAGAUCUAGACUGCGAGUUUGAGCUCCGCCGCAGUUAUGACGUGUUUACUGAUGCUGGGGAUGCCGGGAGUGUGUUUCAGCGGUAUGAGGAUGCGAGGAAGAGGGGCGAGGCAUGGACGCAGAACGUGUCUUGGGUUGGAGAAGAGAGAGUGGAGCAAAUCACCAGUAUCAAAAGCGCGAAAGGCGCGUUCAGUGUCCGUGCUGCGUCGUUCUGGCCGUAUAAGUUUGUAGCUGGGUUGUUGGAGCGCAUGGUCAAGAGAUGGCCAGACAGACUGAAUGUGCAAAUGUGCACGCCCGUUACCUUAUUGACGAUGAGUUCGUCUGGCGCCAAUGUGCUGGUAACAGACAGGGGUACACUCACGGUGAAAAAAGUUGUGAUGGCAACAAACGCAUACACCGCGGGUCUGCUUCCAGCCUUCAGUGGUAGAAUCAUCCCCGUCAGAGGCACGGCGAGCCACCAUGCACCGCAGAAACCGGUGAAUCCGCAUCUUAACAAUAUGUAUAACAUCAACUUCGGCCCCGGAAAGGGCGUCGACUAUCUCAACCCGCGGCCUGACGGCGGUAUCGUAGUCGGCGGCGGCGCGUGGCUCUUCGCCCACAACGUGUCGAGCUGGAGAGACAACUUCGACGACGCGCACCUGUUCCCUCCACACGAGAUAUUUCUUGGCUGGAAAGACAGCGGAAGUGUGAACGAUCAUGUGUGGACGGGGAUUAUGGGCAGGACGGGUGACGGACAGCCGUUCGUGGGGAGGGUGCCGGGGAAAAGCAAUAUGUGGGUGCUGGCGCGGUUCAAUGGAGGUGGGAUGUCGCUUAUUGCGGUGGCUGCAAGGACGGUAGGAAAGAUGGUCUCAGAAGAAAAGGGCUUUGAAGAAGGAAAGAGGAAGGGCUGUUGA
Didymella exigua CBS 183.55 is the source of this 1317-nucleotide messenger RNA. Its product is annotated as FAD dependent oxidoreductase. Gene Ontology annotation, cellular component: cytoplasm. NCBI's taxonomy places the organism in Eukaryota, Fungi, Ascomycota, Dothideomycetes, Pleosporales, Didymellaceae. Gene Ontology annotation, molecular function: oxidoreductase activity. The transcript has 3 exons. The record is from RefSeq and is a predicted model, not a curated record. Bases 1 to 1317 code for a protein of 438 amino acids.